Messenger RNA from Archocentrus centrarchus (flier cichlid), 3679 nucleotides. RefSeq names its product solute carrier family 6 member 1b (gene slc6a1b). Gene Ontology annotation, cellular component: plasma membrane; axon; cell surface. NCBI's taxonomy places the organism in Eukaryota, Metazoa, Chordata, Actinopteri, Cichliformes, Cichlidae. Gene Ontology annotation, molecular function: gamma-aminobutyric acid:sodium:chloride symporter activity. Gene Ontology annotation, biological process: sodium ion transmembrane transport; neurotransmitter transport; amino acid transport. The record is from RefSeq and is a predicted model, not a curated record.
UUGCCCACCAACCUCCCCCCUUUUGGAUCAUAUAUUUGCCCGCUGUCGUCGGAUGCAAAGUUUUUACCGUGGUUUUACUCAGUACAAGUGAAAGGAAGUAACUUUUUCAAAAUCAGGAUAUUCCAGACGGAGAAAGAAUCUGCAAAGUAACGGACUGUAUUGGUCGCUGAGCUGUUGCUAACGUCCUCUGCUCCUAAUCACUCACUGUGCCCCCAGUUAUUCGUUUUUUUGUUUUUGUUUUUUCUCGGCUGUUGUCUGGGAACUGGAAGUACGGGACGGAUAAACUGCUAUCUGUCUGGACCAGUGCUGAAACCCCCUCCUCUCCACUGUCAGGACUGUCCGACGCACACCUCGACCAUGGCCACCAACGGGACAAAGCCUCGGACGGACACGUCUAACGGAGACGGUGAUGACGCGCCCACCACCACGCCAAACGACAAACCCAAAACCUUGGUGGUGAUGCAGAAGACGAAAAAGGAGAUACCCGAAAGAGAAACAUGGGCUGGGAAAUUACUUCUCCUCUCUUGUGUCGGAUACGCAAUCGGACUCGGAAAUGUCUGGAGAUUUCCUUACUUAUGUGGAAAAAACGGUGGAGGGGCCUUCUUGAUUCCCUACUUUUUGACCCUUAUAUUUGCUGGCAUGCCUCUGUUCUUUCUGGAGACGGCUCUUGGUCAGUACACUUCUAUUGGAGGUCUUGGAGUGUGGAAGCUUGCGCCAAUGUUCAAAGGUGUGGGCCUGGCUGCUGCUGUUCUGUCCUUUUGGCUCAAUAUCUAUUACAUUGUUAUCAUUGCCUGGGCCAUUUACUAUUUGUACAACUCCUUCACUACUAAUCUGCCAUGGCAGACUUGUGGAAAUACCUGGAAUACAGAUCGCUGCUACACCAACUACAGCAUCACAGACACCACAAACCUCACAAGUGCCGUUGUAGAAUUCUGGGAACGUAACAUGCACCAGCUGACCGAUGGCCUGGAGAAGCCUGGGGAGGUCAGGAUCCCACUGGCUAUCACACUUGCCAUAGCAUGGGUGCUUGUCUAUUUCUGUAUCUGGAAGGGGGUCAGCUGGACUGGCAAAGUGGUGUACUUCUCUGCCACAUACCCUUUUAUGUUGUUCAUCCUGUUUUGCCGUGGUAUCUCUCUGCCUGGUGCUUUGGAUGGAAUCCUCUUCUAUAUCACACCAGACUUUGACAAACUUAAGGAGUCUGAGGUGUGGCUCGAUGCUGCCACUCAGAUCUUCUUUUCCUACGGGCUGGGAUUAGGCUCUCUGAUUGCUCUCGGCAGCUACAAUCCCUUCAACAACAACGUAUACAGAGAUUCUAUCAUUGUCUGCUGCAUCAAUUCCUUUACCAGUAUGUUUGCUGGCUUUGUCAUCUUCUCCAUCGUGGGAUUUAUGGCCAAUGUAACAAAGAGACCCAUCGCUGAUGUGGCAGCCUCAGGACCUGGCUUGGCUUUUUUGGCAUAUCCAGAGGCUGUCACCCAGCUCCCCAUUUCCCCACUCUGGGCAAUACUGUUUUUCUCCAUGCUACUGAUGCUGGGAAUUGACAGUCAGUUCUGCACUGUGGAAGGCUUUAUCACUGCGCUGGUUGAUGAAUUCCCUCAGGUCCUUCGAAAGCGUAGAGAGAUCUUCAUUGCAAUUGUUUGCCUUGUUUCUUAUGUCAUUGGCCUGUCCAACAUCACACAGGGUGGACUGUAUGUGUUUAAGCUGUUUGAUUACUACUCAGCUAGUGGAAUGUCCCUGCUCUUCUUGGUCUUCUUCGAAUGUAUCUCAAUCUCCUGGUUCUAUGGUGUGAACAAAUUCUAUGACAACAUUGAAGAAAUGGUUGGCUACAGACCUUGUCUGUGGUGGAAGGCCUGCUGGGUUGUCUUUACUCCGCUCAUUGUAGCUGGAGUCUUCUUGUUUAGUGCAAUACAGAUGGUUCCUCUUACCAUGGGUGACUAUGUGUUCCCUGCCUGGGGUCAGGGGGUCGGCUGGUGCAUGGCCCUCUCCUCCAUGAUUCUCAUCCCUGGCUACAUGGGCUACAUGUUCCUCACUCUCAAAGGCUCAUACAAAGAGCGUCUGCGGAUGAUGAUCAAGCCUUUGGUACUGGUGAAGGCUCAGGAAAAUGGUCCAGACCAGCAGACAGAAAACCAGAAUCAGAACCCUGCCACUGAGGAAGCCUACAUCUAAAAAGGUCUGAUCUCUGUCUCAACAGCCAGACUGGCACUCCACAAUAAAAGAAACGUAAUCAAGGUUGGGAACAACCACUAGACUUUUAUGUCUGCUUUUAUUCACCUACCUCCUGGGGACAUGUGAAACCAACCUGAUUACACAGUUAUUUUUAGGGGGUUUUCUGUAUGUUUGUUUGUAAAAUACAAAGUUAUAAAACUUCUGAUGACAAGCAAAUUAUCCAGCAAAGUUAUUGUGACAUUAUGAAUUUCAUUAUGCAAAAAAGUUAGCCUUUUUAGAAAAGGAAAUGUGACUUAGUAAAAUACUGUAUAUUGAAUAUAUAUAUAUAUAUAAUUUAAAUUUGGAGGCCCAUGUUGAUUCAGUAGUAACGUGCUUUGAUUAAUCUACUAAACUCCAAUUAUUGUACAAUAAAAAUAUUGGUAAAAUGCAUUUUGCAUGUCCACAAAAUAAAUACAUUAAAAUAAAUACAGUGUAGUAGGUGAAAACACAAUCUGAAACUUAGUAAAGUGAAACUAGAAUAUUGAGCAAUUUAAGGUAAGGACAAUGUGGGAAUGUGCAACAGGUAAGGCCAAAUUUGCUUAUAUUUAAUAAAAAGAAUUUAACUAGACUAUCAACCCCCUGCAAAUCCUGAAAUGUUUACCACCCAUGUCUGGGGCUACAACUGAAAAGCACAAGUACAGUUUGGAAUUUUUAAGUGUCCAAUUUAUUUUUUGGCAUGAGUGAAAACUGUGAUCACAUCAAAAAUAACAUAUAUAGGAUACAUAGCAAGAGACUGUUAUAAUUGUUUCUUUGUUUUCUAAAGAACAAUAAUUUUGUAUCUUGUCCAAAUCUUUUUCGUAGAAUAAGUUUUAGGUCAUUUUCUAUGUGUGUGAGUGAGAUGGACCAAAUUAAUACUCUGAGAUUGGUGACCCACUGAGCAUUUAUGAAUUAAAUAAAGAGUCUAAUUGAAGUAAUUAUUCAAGAAUCCCCUUUUGACUCAGCAUAGAGCAGCAGGGUAGUAAAAAGAACUUUUUCCCACAAGUACAGUUUGAAUCUGUAAACUACUACCUCUAAAAAUAAAGGUGUAGCUAUUACAGAAUUCCAACAUGUGCGUGUAGGAGAGUUCUUCUGGAGAGUUAAUAUUUGGAGAAUUGAGAUUUUUCUUCAACUGACACCAACUAAGUAGAGGGAGAAGGGUUAUGUUGCAAUAAUACAAUACUAAUGGAAAUAUAUAUUUUAAACUGUGAGAGCUAACAGGCUGCAGUGUAGAGUGAAAGGUGGAUUUCUAUCAUAAUUACCAUUAUUCUGGCUGGAAUCGUUUACUUGUAUAUCUAUUUAGUAACCCACUUCUCAGGAACAAAGAUGGAAGUGACCAAAUUCUCUCAGAUACUACCAUGAAUACACUGAAACAAUGAAUGCUGUAUUAAACAACAACAACAACAACAACAACAAGCAUCAAAAUUCUGCCAUUUUUGCCCAUAAAUUCAACAUGCUACCUGAAGCAGCAACAAAACAUAAAGACACAAACCAAUAUAAA